Brassica rapa (field mustard) is the source of this 978-nucleotide messenger RNA. RefSeq names its product rhodanese-like domain-containing protein 14, chloroplastic. Gene Ontology annotation, cellular component: chloroplast. Lineage: Eukaryota; Viridiplantae; Streptophyta; Magnoliopsida; Brassicales; Brassicaceae. The record is from RefSeq and is a predicted model, not a curated record.
CAUGUUCAGAUUCUUUCUUAAACUGAGAAUAAAGAAACCGCAACACUCAUCCCUCUCUCUGUCUUUUUCUCCCUUCCCGCAAUUAAAUUCUCUCAUUUUCCUGAAAAAUAUCUAGAAAGAAACUCACCAGAGAUGGCUUCACUCACUUCUAUCGCCACCCCUUAUCGCAGCUCAAGUUAUCCAUCUUCUUCGCAGGCUUUACGUGUCAAACUCACCGGAAACACUCUGUUCUCAGCUGGAGUUAGAUCCUCUGCGACUUCAUCAUCGCUUCUGACUAUUCGAAGCGCUGCAACGAAACCUGACAAACCAGCAGCUGAAGUCGAUUGGAGACAGAAGAGAGAGCUUCUACUUGAGAAAAGGGUGAGAGGUGUGGACGUGAAGGAAGCUCUAAGGUUACAGAAAGAGAACAACUUUGUGAUUCUUGAUGUUAGACCAGAGGCUGAGUACAAGGAGGGUCAUCCUCCUGGAGCUAUCAACGUGGAGAUGUACAGACUGAUAAGGGAAUGGACGCCAUGGGACAUAGCUCGCCGUCUUGGCUUUGCAUUCUUCGGUAUCUUCUCUGGCACAGAAGAGAAUCCUGAGUUUAUUCAAAGUGUAGAAGCUAAACUUGACAAAGAGGCAAAGAUAAUAGUAGCUUGUUCAUCCGCAGGGACUAUGAAGCCGACUCAGAAUCUCCCUGAAGGCCAACAAUCGAGGUCUCUCAUAGCAGCUUAUGUUCUGGUCCUGAACGGCUAUAAGAAUGUAUUUCACCUUGAAGGUGGAAUCUACACAUGGAGCAAGGAAGGCCUUCCUAUUGAAUCUGAAGAAGACUAACAGAAAGAGUUGUCCAGUUUUGUAUCUCUGUCGAAUUCAGGUAGUUUCUUUUAGAGAUUUGGCUUUUCAUAAUGUGUGUUUAAAGUUUGUAAAACUUCAGACAUUACCAAUGAAAGCAAACCAGAAUCCAGACAACUUGACCAAUGAGCAAACUAUUCAUUCUAA